Messenger RNA from Mus musculus (house mouse), 11659 nucleotides. It is a transcript of the gene Szt2, whose product is annotated as SZT2 subunit of KICSTOR complex. Gene Ontology annotation, biological process: negative regulation of TORC1 signaling; cellular response to amino acid starvation; cellular response to glucose starvation. Lineage: Eukaryota; Metazoa; Chordata; Mammalia; Rodentia; Muridae. The transcript is spliced from 71 exons. Gene Ontology annotation, cellular component: lysosomal membrane; KICSTOR complex; peroxisome. The record is from RefSeq and is a predicted model, not a curated record. Bases 4530 to 11072 code for a protein of 2180 amino acids.
AGAACUAGCCGGGUCAGAGGUCAGGAGUGGAGCAACCUCCCUGGCCCGGGCCGGCGCGGGAGGGCUGUGUGAUGGCCUCGGAGCGCCCCGAGCCAGAGGUCGAAGAAGCUGGACAGGUGUUUCUGUUAAUGAAGAAAGAUUACCGAAUCUCCCGAAAUGUUCGCCUGGCUUGGUUCCUUAAUCACCUGCAUCAAACUGUUCAGGCCACGCCCCAAGAGCUCCUGCUUCAGUCCGAGCAGGAGUUGGAAGUCCUUAGUGUUCUGCCCCCUGGAUGGCAGCCAGAUGAACCCGUGGUCCCAAGGCCAUUUCUUCUUGUGCCCUCCACCCGAGUCACCUUCCUGGCCUGGCAGUAUCGUUUUGUUAUUGAGCUGGACCUCAGCCCAUCGACUGGCAUUGUGGAUGAUUCUACGGGGGAGAUCUUGUUUGAUGAAGUUUUCCAUGCUCUGUCCCGCUGUCUGGGUGGGCUGCUUCGGCCGUUUCGAGUGCCUGGGUCCUGUAUCAACUUCCAGCCGGAGAUCUACGUGACAAUCCAGGCCUAUUCCUCCAUCAUUGGCCUGCAGUCCCACCAGGUUCUGGUGCAAGGCUGCCUUUUGGACCCUUCCCAGCGGGAGGCAUUCCUGCAGCAGGUAUAUGAGCAGCUCUGCCUCUUUGAGGAUAAGGUGGCCACCAUGCUGCAACAGCAGUAUGAGCCCCAGGGCCAGGUAAGUGGGAAACAAAAGAGGGCAGAAGCCAUUGAGAGGACACCUGAGAGUAGGUGGCUAAGUGAACCAAGGAUGGAGUGCUAUGCACAGUCAAGGCAGGCUCCCUGCUGGACAGGGACAGCUCACAUCCAAGCCCUACACCCCAGAUUCACGCUGGGAGAAAUGAAGGCAUUUGCCUGUGAGGUUUUGUUGUUUGUUUGUUUGUCUUGUCGUUUUUACUUCUCCAGUCCUGGAACUGAAAGAACACUGGCAGUUUUGAUCGCUGUUUAGCAUUUUUAAAGCUGUUUGGCUUGCUGGAGUGUCCUGCCUCAUUACUUUGGAGACUGUCAAAAGUGGCUGCGCAAAUAGUGUGUGGUGACGGCCUUGUGUUUGACUGAUUAUGAAAUAUUUCAGAGCACUGAUGGGGAAAUGUCUCUGGAGAGGCUGCCUCGGCAGAGUCUGAUACUUCACCUGGUGCUUGACUCUCUUCCUGUCUGCGGCUUGGCAUCUUAACACAUGCUGGGCAUGAGGACACAGCAGAACUCAGCUGCAGUAUAGGGAACUGGGAGCACUGAGGCCUACAUCUGUCUGACCUGGGUGUACCGGGCUCUAAGUUGCAGUUUGAGGGCUGGGUGUGGACUCAAUGGCAAACUGUGCCUGGUACAUACAAGACCCAAGGUUCAGUGUCCUGUGCCAGACAAGAGAGACGGAGAGAAAGACUGUAGGAAGUCUGAUUUUGGCUGUAGAUGGGGCAACAUUACUCUCUGUCCCAUUCUCUUCUGUAAUUUUGGGCCAGGCAGAAGACCAGUCCCCAGAGUCAGGGGAGUCCUUGGGACGGAAGGUAGGAGUCUCCAUGGUGACAGCUGAUCUUGGGCUGGUCAGUAUGAUUCGUCAGGGCAUCUUGGCGCUGCAGUUACUGCCCUCAAAUUCUAGUGCAGGUAUCAUUGUGAUCACAGACGGGGUGACCAGUGUCCCUGAUGUUGCUGUGUGUGAGACACUACUGAACCAGCUCCGCAGUGGCACUGUGGCAUGCUCUUUUGUGCAGGUGGGAGGCGUUUACUCCUAUGAUUGUAGCUUUGGUCACGUGCCUAACGUGGAGUUGAUGAAGUUCAUCGCCAUGGCAACGUUUGGCUCCUACCUGUCCACUUGUCCUGAGACCGAGCCAGGCAACCUGGGUCUGACUGUGUACCACCGGGCGUUCCUGCUCUACUCCUUCCUGCGCAGUGGGGAAGCCCUGAACCCUGAGUACUACUGUGGUUCCCAACACCGCUUGUUUAACGAGCACCUGGUCUCUGCAAGCAGCAACCCUGCCCUGGCCUUGCGCAGAAAGAAGCACACUGAGAAGGAGGUGCCAGCUGACCUGGUCAGCACUGUGUCUGUCCGCCUCCGAGAGGGCUACAGUGUCAGAGAGGUGACUCUAGCCAAAGGAGGGUCCCAGCUGGAGGUGAAGCUGGUGCUGCUGUGGAAACACAAUAUGCGCAUUGAGUAUGUGGCUGUGGCGCCCUGGCCCCUGGAGCCUGAGGGUCCUCGAGGGACCAGGGUGGAAGUGACAAUGGAAGGUGGCUAUGACAUUUUACAUGACGUGUCCUGUGCACUACGGCAGCCUAUUCGCUCGCUCUAUCGCACUCACGUUAUUCGCCGUUUCUGGAACACACUACAGAGCAUUAACCAGACGGAUCAGAUGCUUGCCCACCUGCAGUCCUUCUCGUCGGUGCCGGAGCAUUUCACGCUUCCAGACAGCACGAAGAGCGGAGUGCCGCUCUUCUACAUCCCACCUGGCUCCAGCACCCCGGUGCUCUCCCUUCAGCACAGUGGCUCCGACUCAUCCCAUGCCCAGUUUGCUGCCUACUGGAAGCCAGUGCUGUCCAUGGACGCUAACUCAUGGCAGAGAUGGCUGCACAUGCAUCGCCUGGUGCUAAUCCUAGAGCAUGACACGCCACUCCCUAAGCACUUGCACACCCCGGGCAGCAAUGGACGCUACAGCACCAUCCAGUGCAGGAUCUCCCACUCCUCACUCACCUCUCUGCUUCGAGACUGGAGCAGCUUUGUGCUGGUUGAGGGCUAUUCCUAUGUCAAGCUGCUCUCCAGUGCCCCAGACCAGCCCCCAUCCUCCUUCUACAUGGUCCGCAUCAUUUCCAAGACCCCUUGCAUGGUUCUUCGCCUGGGGUUUCCAAUUGGCACACCAGCCCAGGCCCGGCAUAAGAUCGUGUCGGGCUUGAAGGAAGAGAUCCUGCGCCUCCGUUUCCCUCAUCGGGUGCAAAGUAAGGAGCCGACACCCAAAGUGAAACGGAAAGGGUUAGGGGGUGUGGGGGGCAGUUCGCCCUCCAAAUCGCCCCCCACUCUGGGGCCACAGCAGGCCUUGUCUGACCGGCCCUGCCUCGUGGUUCUUCACAAGCCACUGGACAAGCUCCUCAUCAGGUACGAGAAGCUGCCCCUGGACUACAGGGCACCCUUCUUGCUGACACUGGAGCCACCAGGACCACUGCCCCUGGUAUCAGGCCGCUCGGCCUCAUCCAGCCUCGCCUCGCUGUCGCGUUACCUCUACCAUCGGCGCUGGCUGUGGAGUGUCCCAUCAGGCCUUGCCCCAACGCUGCCCCUCAGUGCCACCGCCCAGCUCCUCUCUGUCCUCACUGAAGUCCGGCUCUCUGAGGGGUUCCACUUCGCCUGUAGCGGGGAAGGUAUCAUCAACAUGGUGUUGGAGCUCCCAGUUCAGAACGAACCACUGGGGCAGGCUGCAGCUGAAGAGAAGCAUACGUGUGUUGUCCAGUACAUCCUCUUUCCCCCCCACUCUACCUCCACUAAAGACAGCUUCUCAACAGAUGAUGACAACGAUGUGGAGGUAGAGGCCUUAGAGGGGGACUCAGAGCUCAAUCUAGUCACCGAAGUGUGGGUGGAGCCUCAGUAUGGCCGUGUGGGGCCUGGCCCUGAAAACUGGAAACACCUACAGGAUUUGACCUACUCUGAGAUUCCUCAAGCUCUCCACCCACGGGACGCUGCCUGCAUAGGCUCCCUGCUGACCUUUGAGUACCUGAUACAGCUGUGCCAGAGCAAGGAGUGGGGUCCUCUGCCCCCAGAGCCACGGCUCUCAGAUGGGCUGGACCAGCGAGGAGACACCUGUGUCCAUGAGAUCCCGUUCCACUUUGACCUACUAGGGUUGUUGCCGCAGUGCCAGCAGCUGCAGAUGUUUUUCCUCCUGCUUUCCAGAGCUGCCUGGGACAGGAGCUCAGUGACCGGGAGAUCCCACUGACCCCCGCUGACCAGGCCGCCUUCCUGAACGAGGUCCUGCGGCGGAGCUUGCGUGACCCAGGUCCAGAAGGUCCUCCAGUCGGGGGCCAUGCAGUCGCUAAGGAUCGAGCAGGCAACAGCACUCAGGCCUCUGGAGACUCCACCCUUCCUAGCCAGAGUGUAGUGAUUCCUGGAGUUCUCAGGUCUUCCAUUUCUGCCCAGCCCCCUCAGUGGCACUGCUAUGCAAGGCUUCUGGGCCCUCAGCACGUGUUCCUGACUUUUCUCCCGGCUACCUUCUCAGACGUCCAACAUCUGACUGCUUACGGCCUGGAGAGUUCCUUUCAAGAGGAAACAAAACCCAAGCUUGGGGAUUGGAGUGGAGCUCCGAGCCUGAAAGACCCAGGAGCAACAGGAACUAAGGCUACAGAGUCCCAAGUGCCCACCCUCAGUGUGACCCUUGCUAGUGACAGUGCCCAGGAUUCAGGAGAGCCAAGCACACCCUCCUGCCAAGACUUGGCAGCUAACAGUGGCCGCCAGGCUCCCCAGACAGAGGGUGCUGACGGGCCCCGGACCCGGUGUCCUGUCUACAUCUAUAGCUGUUCCCUGGAAGCACUGAGGGAACAAAUGGUUGGCUUACAGCCUCCACAAGCACCACGGGAUCUCAUAUUCCGGGCUCAGGACCUGGACCACCCCUCCUCAUCCUCAGCCUGGAUGGAGCCCAGAUGCAAGGAGGCAGCCACGCACUGUGCCUUGCUGCAGGAGCACGCACAGCGGUGCUUUGUCCGCGGGCUGUUCCGAAGCUUGCAACAAGCACAGAGCGUGACCUGCCAGGAUCUGCUGACAGCCGUCGAUGCCUGUGAGGAGCUACUACAAGAAAUAGACAUCACCUCUUUUCUGCUUGCACUAUGUGGCCAUACUUGGGGUUUGCCUCAUGCACCCCCAAGCCCUGGGCCUCUCAGUCCAGGGCCCUUCAGCAGUAGCAUCGAAGAAGGACCGGAACCCCGGGAACGAGCUAUCCUAGUUUCUGAGUCCAGUAUAGAGACCGAGGACCUAAGUGAGCCCGAGUUUCAGAGCAGCCGUGUCUCUGGGAAUUUAGACCCUGGUCCGGAAAUUUCUCUGACAGAUGUCUGCCAGCUCAGAGGAGAGGCACAUGAUGCCCUUCACAGCCUCAUCCAGGAGAAGUUCCUGGAGAUCAGCCGUCUGCACUUCCGCACCGUUCCCUCCAAUCCCCACUACUUCUUCUAUUGCCCGCCAUCCAGUAGGCGAGAGGAUGAGGGACCCCGAGACACUGUGGACAGAAAAAUCAGUGACCUGGAGUUUUCAGAAGCCGAGCUUGUGGGCGAGGAAGGGGACACAUCUGCCUGCUGUGUGGUCACUGAAAGCGAUCCAGAGCUGGAGGUGGAAUACCGGGAGAGCCGAGAACCAGACCUGGGGCCCGCUGGGCUAGACUCCGCAUCACUGUCAGAUGCAGACACUGUGAACCCCGAUGAGGACUCCUUCAGUAUCUUAGGGGGCGACUCCCCCACUGGGCCAGACAGCCUCAUGCAUGACCUGCCACCUCUCUUCUUACACCUCACAUGCUCCGUGCGGUUGCGCGGACAGCACAGCUCGGUGCCUGUGUGCAGCCUGCCCACCUGCCUGGGUCAAGUGCUUUCCAGUCUAGAGGGACCCCCGAUUGGAGGCCGAGUCCCACUGAGGGACCUCAGUAUCACUCUUGAUGUCUUUGUGUUGACCUUACCCCUGGAAGUGGAACUACCUCCAGCCUCGGACCCUCAACACCACCGGUCAACAUCCGAGAGCAGUGCUUCAUUCCCACGGUCCCCGGGACAGCCCUCGUCUUUAAGGUCAGAUGAUGGCCUAGGACCCCCACUGCCGCCCCCAGAAGAAGAGAGGCACCCAGGACUGUCCAGUUUGGCCAUGCCCCAUAGACUGGCUAUUGAGAGCACAAUGAACGAGAUCCGCUGGCUGUUAGAAGACGAGAUGGUAGGGGCACUCCGGAGAGGGGGCAUCCCCCAGAGCCCUGCCCUGCACCGAGCGGCUGCCCACAUUCAUAGCUCUUCUGGACGCCCUACCUGCCUCCGCCAAGCUCCCCCUCUGAGUUUUGUGUUUGGGCCAGAGCGCUCCCUCACACAGUUCAAGGAGGAGUUCCGGCGCCUUCACCUCCCUGGCCACGUUCUCCUCGAGGACCCUGACAGUGGCUUCUUCUUUGUGGCAGCUGGCCAACAACCAGGUGUACUCCAUGGGGAACCCCCUUCAGCAGCCUGGGCUUGGCACAACCAUGAAGACAGGGCUGAAGAUGCUGAAGGGGAGGUCCUGACAGCCAGCCCCCAAGUCCCUGGCUCGCUAGAGGAUUCUGAAGGCACCCCCCUCAUUAGCCUUCCCAGCCUUUCACAGGGAGGAAGUCAGCCUGGGCCUAGUCGGGGACUAAGCCUCAUGUCCAGUCAAGGCAGUGUGGACUCAGACCACCUUGGGUAUGACGGUGGCAGCAGUGGCUCAGACAGUGAGGGUCCCGGUGAGACUCUUGGUGAGAAAGCCCUCUUCACGCUGCGGACUCCACCUGGACCAGCACCUCCACAGCCUUCACUCCCUGUCCUUCCUGGGCCCUCCCUGCCUGACUUCUGGCUCAUCGUCAGGAUACUGCAGGACCGUGUGGAAGUGUAUGCACAUGCACGGAGCCUGAGUCGUGAGGAUGGCGGCCCGGGUGCUGAGUGUCGCCACCUGCAGCAAUUCCUGGUGAGGCGUGUUGGGGAAAUCUGCAGAGAGGUCAACCAGCGACUGCUCCUUCAAGACCUUCACGACAGUCAUGUGUGUAACUCCCUUCUGGUGGCCGAGAGUGAAGAAGAUCUGUGGCGCAGCGAGACGCCUUUCCAUUCCCGUCAGCGGGCAGUCCUGCCCAGUGAUGAUUUCGCUGCUGACGAGAGCUGUGCUCCUCGAGGAUACCUAGCCGCCACCAUGCAGUUUGUCCCAGGACAUUUCUCCUGUGACGUUGUAUGGGGAACUGUGAUCCGAGUCCAUUCACGGCUCAAGAUGGGACCCAGCAUGGGGGUCUCUCGGGCUAUCCAGGCCCUGCGCUCUGUGCUCAAUGCCUUCUCUGUGGUGAACCGGAAGAAUAUGUUUGUUUAUCAAGAGCGAGCAACAAAGGCCGUGUACUACCUUCGGCUGCUGGAGACUUCUUGCAGUGACCGACCGUGGGAAGGGGAUACCCUGCCCCCAUCCCUAGCUCUAUCCCGAAGCCAAGAACCCAUUUCCUCUGAGGAUUCCGUGGCUCCUCGUUCUCCACUGGACAUGGCUUCCAGCCGCAGUUCAGAUGCUGUGCGCCCUGUGGGCCAAGUGGACAGACAUAUCCAGCUGCUGGUCCAUGGCGUAGGACAGGCAGGUCCUGAAAUCACAGAUGAGUUAGUGCGGGUUCUGCGCCGGCGGCUGGACGAGGCCACCCUGGACAUCAUCACAGUCAUGCUGGUUCGGAAUUGCAAGCUGACCCCGGCCGACGUAGAGUUCAUCCAACCUCCUGGGAGUCUCCCCUCAGAGGUGCUGCAUCUGGUCUUGCCUCCGUCCUGCAGACCCUGCCUUCCUGCCCUGGCCUGGUACCUCCGCCAGAACUUACUCACCUUCCUGCACUCCCCCAAGUACACAGACAGCAAUAGCCGGAACCACUUCCAACAUCCACUCCCAGCACAGGGUGGCCUCCCCGACUUGGACAUCUACUUGUAUAAUAAACCUGGUGGACAGGGCACUGGUGGCAAAGGGGUUGCCUGCAUCACUCUAGCCUUUGUGGAAGAAGGAGGAACCCCCAUCUCACUGGCAUCAUGGCCCCCCUCUUCUCCGGGGCCCCCAGACCCACUACGAGAAGAAGAAUUUGAGCAGCUGACUCAGGUCAUUCGCUGCCCAAACACAUUGGACAGUUGUUCAGCUCAGGAUGGAUCCCCACGGCUUCGACUGGACGUGUGGGAAAAGGGGAACAUUAGCAUAGUACAACUGGAGGAGAAGCUCCGGGCUGCUGCUCGCCAGGCCCUGGCCGACGCCAUCAUGGAGCUGCGGCUGCUGCCAGCCUCACUGUGUACAGAAGACAUCCCUCCAGGAAGUCUUAAGAGCGGACCAUUGGAUACCAAGAGCCCUGCCUGCCGAGCCAACACCUUUCCCUGUACCCCUGUCUCCGGGGAGCCUGUGACUCCACCUAGCAAAGCUGGCCGCCGCAGCUUCUGGGAUAUGCUGAGUAAAACAGAAGCUGGAGAUUUGGGUUCCCCCAAAACAACUGAUGAUAUUGUCCUGGAUCGGCCAGAAGAUACUCGGGGUCGGAGACGUCAUAAAACCGAGAAUGUUCGGACCCCAGGUGGAUCUGAGCGGGCACCGGGCCCAGAUUCUGGAGCCCAGAGACAAAGACGCCGGACAACACAGCUAGAGGAGGGUGAGGUGGGGACCCUGCAUCCCGUAUUUGCUCGUGUCAUUCAGCGCUGGAUGGGAUUCAUGGUUCAGAUUGGUUGUGCCUCAGUGUCCAGGAGCUCCACCCACAUGGUAUCCCGGUUCCUCCUUCCAUCCAUCCUGUCAGAGUUCACCACUCUGGUCAUCUCAAUGGCUGGAGACACCAGUGUCCGUGUCUUUGAGCAGCAUUUAGGUUCUGAGCCAGAUGUCUUCAGCCCUUGUUCUCCAGGGCAGCUGGGCCCGGCCCCCCGCCCAGCAGCUCAGCGGCACCUUCUUCUUCUGGGAAGGAACUUCGCCCAGUGGAGGAGACCAACCCAGCAGGCUGCCAAAGCUGUGCAGCGCUUUGAGUCAGGAGGAGACGGAAGCCCAGGGAGAAGCGCUCCCCGGCAAAGGCUUUUGCUGCUAGAGGUUACAGAUAAGAAGCUACAGCUGCUGACUUAUAACUGGGCUCCAGACCUGGGUGCAGCAUUGGGCCGAGCUCUGAUCCGCCUUGUCCAGUGGCAGAAUGCGCGAGCCCACCUCAUCUCCUGCCUGCUCAGCCAGAAGCUCGGUCUCUUCCACCACUGUGGCCAGUUAGACUUUCCCAUGCGUGAUGGAAAGGAGCCAAACCCAUUCCUGCUGCCGACCAUGGAAGUGGAGACCCUCAUCCGGAAUGCAAGCCCUCCACUGAGUCGCGAACAGGGCCGGCUGAGUGGCUCCUCUCGUGGGGGAGGUCCCCUUUCCUUGGACACAUUUCCCUUUGAUGAAGCUCUGAGGGACAUCACAGCUGCUCGCCCGAGCUCUACAGGUGGUCCUGCGCCCAGACCUCCAGAUCCUGUGACCUACCACGGGCAGCAGUUCUUAGAAAUUAAGAUGACAGAACGAAAAGAGCUGGAGCGCCAGAUGAAGAUGGAGAACCUGUUUGUAACCUGGCAGCAGCGUUCUGCACCAGCGAGCAUGCCCAUCAGUGCUGGGGAGCUGGAGACCCUGAAGCAGUCAUCCCGCUUGGUGCAUUACUGCGCGACUGCUCUGCUCUUUGACCCAGCUGCCUGGCUGCACGGACCCCCAGAGACUUGUGCACCCUCUGAAGGGCAGCGACGACCGUGCCCUGAGUCAGGGUCUGGAAGCCGAGAGGUUCCCACAAGCUGUGAAUCCUUGGAUGUGCCUCCUCCAGGAGCCCGAGAGGAGCCAUGGCUGAAGGAGCUGAGCUUGGCCUUCCUGCAGCAAUACGUGCAGUAUCUGCAGAGCAUUGGCUUUGUGCUGGUGCCACUCCGGCCCCCCUCACCUGCCCGCAGUACCAGCCGGCUACGGGCUAUGGCUAUCCUUGGAACAGAGGGUCGAGGCUCCUUCUCCUGCCCCAAAGCCAAGGCUGAGGGGAGCCCAAAGAGCACCAGUACUCCGGUCACCACCUACCACCUGCAGCGGGCACUGCCUGGGGGCAUCAUCCUCAUGGAGCUGACCUUCCAGGGCUGUUACUUCUGUGUCAAACAGUUUGCUCUGGAAUGUUCCCGAAUCCCAAUGGGACAAGCCGUCAACUCUCAGCUGUCCCUGCUGUUCACAGAGGAAUGUGACAAGGUCCGUGAUCUGAUGCAUGUGCACUCCUUCAGCUAUGACUUCCACCUGCGCCUCGUGCACCAGCACGUGCUCGGUGCCCACCUGGCACUGCGGCACGGCUACCACCUCACCACCUUCCUGCAGCACUUCCUGGCCCACCACCCUGAUGGACCCCACUUUGGCCGUAAUCACAUUUACCAAGGGACGCUGGAGCUCCCCACCCCACUCAUUGCUGCCCACCAGCUGUACAACUAUGUGGCUGACCAUGCCAGUUCUUACCACAUGAAACCACUGCGAAUGGCCCGGCCCGGUGGUCCGGAACAUAAUGAAUAUGCCCUGGUGUCAGCAUGGCAUAGCUCUGGCUCCUAUCUGGACUCGGAAGGGCUUCGGCAUCAGGAUGACUUUGAUGUGUCUCUGCUUGUCUGUCACUCUGCUGCACCCUUCGAGGAGCAAGGAGAGGCUGAGCGACAUGUGCUGAGGCUUCAGUUCUUUGUGGUGCUAACCAGCCAACGAGAACUUUUCCCAAGACUCACUGCUGACAUGCGCAGAUUCCGGAAACCCUCCAGGCUUCCCCUUGAGCCAGAGACUCCUGGGAGCUUGGUUGGUAGCCCCAGGGAAGCCUCAGGGAUGAUGCUGGCCCCAGGGCCAGCUCCUCUGUUCCCACCAUUGGCUGCAGAAGUGGGUAUGGCCCGGGCACGGCUAGCUCAGCUGGUUAGGUUGGCUGGUGGGCACUGCCGGCGGGAUACCCUCUGGAAGCGCCUAUUCUUGCUGGAGCCACCAGGGCCUGACCGGCUAAGGCUUGGAGGGCGCCUGGCCCUGGCAGAGCUGGAGGAGCUCUUAGAGGCAGUCCACGCCAAGUCCAUUGCGGACAUUGACCCCCAGCUGGACUGUUUCCUCUCCAUGACGGUCUCCUGGUACCAGAGCCUCAUCAAGGUUCUCCUGAGCCGAUUCCCCCAGAGCUGCCGCCAUUUUCAGAGCCCAGACUUGGGAACCCAGUACCUGGUUGUGCUGAAUCAGAAGUUCACCGACUGCUUUGUCUUGGUGUUUCUGGACUCACACCUGGGAAAGACGUCUCUGACGGUGGUUUUCCGAGAGCCCUUCCCGGUGCAGCCCCAGGACAGUGAGAGCCCUCCUGCCCAGCUGGUCUCUACCUACCACCACUUGGAGUCUGUCAUCAACACAGCCUGUUUCACCCUCUGGACCCGCCUUCUCUGAGAAGUGGACCAGUGACUCUGUUGAUUGAAUCAUGGAUCUAUAAGCUUGCCCGCUUGAGGCAGGACAGACUGGCACUUAGGAACCCCAGGGUAAACUCAGACACAGAAUGACACUAAAGGACUGAGUAUGUCUGGGAGAAGUGCUGCUACAGCCUGGCAACAGGAACAUAGCUGCUGAACAGCCCGGACUCGCCUCAGGCCCCUGGGCCUGUGCAGAAGAGGAUGCCUCCUUCCUGCACACCUGGUGGAGUGCCAGGGAAUGUCACAUGAUCUGACAAGCUCUCACCUCUAAGAGCUCUGCCACUUGGCCAUCACUGUUGGACAUUACCAUUGAGAUAGACUUGGUUCCGAUCUUGACUCGGCCUGUCAAGCACCUGUGACCAGUCUUACCUCCUCCCGUCCCCACUGGACCUUUGGUUCCUCAUCUGUGGAUAAGGAGGGCUCAGAAGUCUCCUGUGUCCACAGCAACCCUGGAGGAUUUGAGCUUGAGCUGUGUGUCCCUUCUCAGUGGGAGGGAAUUAACCUGGAGACAUUGAAGCAUUAGACACUAUGUGUCCCCCACCCCUGUAAUAUACACAUAUGAGAACG